GAGCGAGAAGCGAAUGGAGACUAGGCUGAGAGCCUUGUCCCUCCUCCAAGCCCAGCCGGCCGCCUCCGAUAGAGCGGUACAGCACCACUUCCGUCUGCCUUCCGGUGUCACGCGACCACCUCCCCCUCCCGCCCUUCCCUGUCUACCUCUGGGCCUGACUGGCCGGGUGAUGAGAUACUCUGGCGGCGGCGGUGGAAGGGGCGACGACUUCAGCAACUGCAAUCACAUCCACAACCGCGAUCAUGGCCGAGAAUCACGCCCAGAAUAAAGCCAAGCUCAUCUCUGAGACCCGGCGAAGAUUCGAAGCCGAGUAUGUGACAGAUAAGCCAGAAAAAUAUGAUCCACGUGAUGUUGAAAGGCUACAACAAGAUGAUAACUGGGUUGAAAGUUACUUACAUUGGAGACAUAAUGUUGUCGAUGAAACACUAAAGAUGCUUGAUGAGAGUUUUCAGUGGAGGAAAGAAUUUUCUGUCAAUGACCUUAAUGAAUCCUCCAUUCCCAGAUGGUUGUUAGAAAUUGGUGGUAUUUAUCUGCAUGGUUAUGACAAAGAAGGCAACAAAUUGUUCUGGAUCAGAGUGAAGUAUCAUAUAAAAGACCAGAAAACUAUUUUGGACAAAAAGAAGCUCAUAGCAUUCUGGUUGGAACGUUAUGCUAAGAGAGAAAAUGGGAAACCUAUAACAGUGAUGUUUGACCUGUCAGAAACUGGACUGAAUAGCAUAGACAUGGACUUUGUACGCUUUAUCAUCAACUGCUUUAAGGUUUAUUACCCUAAAUACCUCUCAAAAAUGGUGAUCUUUGAUAUGCCCUGGAUAAUGAAUGCUGCUUUCAAAAUUGUGAAGAGUUGGCUUGGCCCAGAAGCAGUGAGUUUAUUGAAGUUUACAAGUAAAAAUGAAGUCCAGGACUAUGUCAGUGUAGAAUACCUGCCUCCUCACAUGGGUGGAACUGAUCCUUUCAAGUACAGCUAUCCACCACUGGUAGAUGAUGACUUCCAGACACCAUUGUGUGAAAAUGGGCCCAUUGCCAGUGAGGAUGAAACUUCAAGUAAAGAAGAUAUAGAAAGUGAUGGUAAAGAAACCUUGGAAACAAUUUCUAAUGAAGAGCAGACUGCUCUUCUAAAAAAGACUAACCCAGCUGAAUCUACUCCCAAAACAGAAGAAAGUGAAAAAGUUGAUUCAAAGUUGAAAACUUUCAAGAAACCACUGAGUGUAUUUAAAGGUCCCUUAUUACACAUCAGCCCAGCAGAAGAACUCUAUUUUGGAAGUACAGAAUCUGGAGAGAAGAAAACUUUAAUAGUGUUGACGAAUGUAACUAAAAAUAUAGUGGCAUUUAAGGUGAGAACAACUGCUCCAGAAAAAUACAGAGUCAAGCCAAGCAAUAGCAGCUGUGAUCCUGGUGCAUCAGUGGAUAUAGUUGUUUCUCCCCAUGGGGGUUUAACAGUCUCUGCCCAAGACCGAUUUCUGAUAAUGGCUGCAGAAAUGGAGCAGCCAUCUGGCACAGGGCCAGCAGAAUUGACUCAAUUCUGGAAAGAAGUUCCCAGAAACAAAGUGAUGGAGCAUAGGUUAAGAUGCCAUACUGUUGAGAGCAAUAAACCAAACACUCUUACAUUAAAAGACAGUGCUCUUAACAUGUCAGAUAAAACCAGCGAAGAUAUAUAUCUACAACUCAAUCGUUUACUAGAAAGCAAUAGGAAGCUUGAAGACCAAGUUCAGCGCUGUAUCUGGUUCCAACAGCUGUUACUUGCCUUAACAAUGCUCUUGCUAGCUUUUGCUGUCUCUUUCUUUUAUUCAUUGUACAGUUAAAGUGGUGGUGCCUGAUCAAAAACAUGGCUUUUUCAUCUGUUAUUUGGAAAAAGUAACAGACCCCAAACUACUCGACCAAGCUACUAAAAGUAUUGCACAUCUCUGCUACCUAAAAGGAAAUAUACAGCACUUAAAGGGGUACAGCACUUACCUGUCUUGAAAACAAAUUGUUCGAAUAAAGAAAUGCUGGAGAAAUUAUUAGUGAGUAUAGCUAGUUAGGAAUGUAAGUAAAGGUAUAUGCAUUGUGUAAAUUAAUAGCUUAAAUGUAAUUUAUUUUUUCCUUUUGAUUCAAAUACUUUCGAAGCUUAAGUUUUAUCAUGUAAAUACAUUAGCUAAACUUAAAAGUAUAAGUAACAUGCUUUGUUGCAGCCAAAAAAUGUAAUCUGCUUUUUUAUGACAAAAUUAUUAUAGCUGAGCCGACUUACUAGCUUUUCUAUACUCUGUAUAUAAAAGAAUAUGUAUAUUGAAAAAGAAAACAUACUUAACAAAGUAAUUUAUGUAAUCAUGACUUUGUAAUUUUGAGAAGCACUUCCAGAUGAUAUUCUUUUGGAAUGUAAACCUAUUCAAUGCCAAACCACCUUUGCCUUUGUUUCUCAAUGUUCCUUAACAGCCUGCCUUUUAUUAAUCCUGGACUUUUUAAUGAACAAUUUCAUUUCAGUAGAAUUUGGAAAACUAAGUGUGGUUGGCUCUUUGAAUUCUGAUAGUAAUGCCCAGAAGGCAAGUCUCUCCAAUCAGUCCCCCUUUCCAGUCAUCUCAAUGCAACUUCGUGUUGUUGUUCAUUAUGGCUGGACAUUAAACUUUUCACCUAAUCUAUUAUGAAAGCCUGAUCCUCUAUUCUUCCAUCUUCGCCCUCAUUCCAGAGCAAAGGAGUCUCUGUGGACCACAAAUUGCACUGUCUUCACCCUCACUUCUAAAUGAAAGACAUUAGAUAACACUUUUUGAAAAGUUAGUUUUUCAAGAUGCUAAACAUUCUGAUGAAUUUGUAGUUCAAAAUAUUCCUUGUUAAAAUCAGCCAGUUUAAAAAAAAUUACAAAAGACUGGAGUAUCUAUAAGGGUGAACAGAAAAAAAAAUGUAGAAGUGUAAGUAUCGGCUCUCUUAAAGAGUAAAAAAUAUAACUCAUCAUGGACUGUAAAACCUUCAGACCAGGACUAAUUGACUGACUUGUUAUUCUGCCAUGGGUAUAGAAAUACCCACCCAAUGUGGUUCCUAAAUUCAUGAAGAGAUACACCUUGCAGAAGCAGAAGCUAAUGAAAUUAGUUUUCUUUCUCAUUAAUAUACCAGUUUUAGUACCUUUUGGUUCACAUGUGUACUUUAUAUGAAAGAAAAAUAGACUGCUUGUAAAAUAAAUUUGAAUUUUGAUUGAGCCAUGUUUGGAGAUUUAUUUUAUGAAAUGUAGUAUUGUUGGCUUUCAUCUUGAAGAAGUUGAAAAACUGAGAUUUGAUGAAUGAUAAAUAGAUUUCCUUCAAAAUUGGCAUAGGAAAUAAAACCUUAAAAGGACACUGGUGUGAUACUUUGUCUUAAUUUGAGCUUUUCUGUUUCAGUUUGCCACCUCCAGAUGUGAAAGGGACUGCAGCCCACCCUAAGUACUGUGCACAGUUCUCCCUGUGUAUGUGCACAAUGGCUUCCCCUUACAUGGUAUAUUUGGGCCUUAAUAUAAUUUCCAAAAUUAUUUGUGUAUGCUUUUCUGUUCCUUGGCAGAUUAAAUGAAACAAUUAGCCAAGUUUGGAAAUGUAUUGUCGUAA
This is a messenger RNA of Ictidomys tridecemlineatus (thirteen-lined ground squirrel), 3542 nucleotides long. It is a transcript of the gene Mospd2, whose product is annotated as motile sperm domain containing 2. The record is from RefSeq and is a predicted model, not a curated record. NCBI's taxonomy places the organism in Eukaryota, Metazoa, Chordata, Mammalia, Rodentia, Sciuridae. Gene Ontology annotation, cellular component: endomembrane system; endoplasmic reticulum-endosome membrane contact site.